Molecule: messenger RNA, 2625 nt
Organism: Terrapene triunguis (Three-toed box turtle)
Lineage: Eukaryota; Metazoa; Chordata; Testudines; Emydidae
Gene: NAGPA
Product: N-acetylglucosamine-1-phosphodiester alpha-N-acetylglucosaminidase
Exons: 11
Coding region: 1-1815 (604 amino acids)
Source: RefSeq, a predicted model, not a curated record
AUGGCGGGCUCCACGCUGGCAUCGGAGUGCGCGGACCGGCGCCGGCAGCGGCCUGUGGCUGUUGUCGCCGCUGCCUUGGCGCUGCUCAGCUGGCUCCGCACAGCGCACGGAGGCAGUGACGGGGGGAGUUCAUUAAAUGAUGACUUGUUAUUGCCAUAUCCUCCUUCCUACCACGGUCCUCGUCACCAUCACAGGUACGUCAGAGACUGUCAAGCUGUCGUGCAUGGCAACGUAACACAUGAAACUUGGCCCAGCAACACUAGCACCGAACUUCCUGUGACUAUGACAAGAGGAUUCGUGUCUUACUUCCCACCAGAGGGCGAGACACAAAGGGAAGUCUAUGGCCACUUUACUUUUGUGAGCAACCCCCUGAGAACCUUCUCUGUGUUAGAGCCUGGCGGCUUGGGAGGUUGCAAUUCAAGCCUUCAGGCCACUGUGAUAGAAACUGCAAGACGUGGCAAGUGCCUAGUGGCCCAAAAUGGUGGCUACUUUGACAUCGUCACCGGAGAAUGCCUCGGGAACAUUGUGAGCGAUGGAAGGCUGGUGAGAAAUGCCAGAGGCGUGCAGAACGCGCAGUUUGGCAUCAGGAAGGACGGCACCAUGGUGUUUGGUUACCUGUCGGAGGAGGAUGUUUUGGAUCAAGUCAACCCAUUUGUGCAGCUGGUAAGCGGUGUAGUCUGGCUGCUGAGAGAUGGAGAAGUGUAUGUCGGUCAGAGUAAGACAGCGGAGUGUGACAAAACUCAAACCACAGGGUCCUUUGACAAGUUCAUCAAUGUGAUAUCUGCCAGGACGGCAGUGGGACAUGACAGGCUCGGGCGACUGAUCUUGGUUCAUAUGGAUGGACAGACAGAUGUGAGGGGCCUCAAUCUCUGGGAAAUGGCCAACUUCCUAAAGCAGCAGGGUGUCGUGAAUGCUAUCAAUCUGGAUGGUGGAGGGUCAGCCACUCUGGUUUUAAAUGGAACCCUUGCGAGUUACCCGUCAGAUCACUGCAAGUCCGACGCCAUGUGGCGCUGCCCUCGGAGCGUCUCGACAGUCAUGUGUAUCCACGAGCCUGCUUGCGAGCCUCCAGACUGCAGCGGGCACGGGCGCUGCAUGCUGGGAGAGUGCCAGUGCACUGGGGACUUCUGGAGAGGACCAGAUUGCAGCAUCCUGGACUGCGGGCCUUCCAACUGCAGCCAGCAUGGCAUCUGCACUGAGUCUGGAUGCCUCUGUGAUGCUGGCUGGAUAGGCAGCAACUGCAGCGAAGCGUGUGCUAGCGGCUCCUAUGGGGAUGGCUGCACCCAGAAAUGCCUCUGUCAGAACGGUGGAGCAUGUGACCCUGUGCACGGAUCCUGCACCUGCCCGGCUGGUUACCAAGGAGCCAUCUGUCAGCAAGAGUGCCCCAUAGGCUGGUAUGGGCCAAACUGCCAGCAGCUCUGUGACUGCGAGCAUGGCUGUCCUUGUGACCAGGAGACGGGCAGCUGUAAUAUCACCUACGAGGAUAGCCUGCAGGACAAGUUAUCCAGAGCUGGCUACUGUCUGGCUUUCCUCAUGGUUCAGGCAGGAAGUGACGAGAAACCCCUUCUCACAGAGAGAACCUGGAUCUGCUUCACCUCAGUCUUGGGGCUGCUGCUUUUGAUCAGUGUGGUUGGAAACCUGAGGCUAGUUCUCAGGAGCCGGGCAGCAGAGCGCUGUGAAAGUGGUGACUACGUGUACCAUCCACUGAAAGAAAUGAAUGGAGAAGCCAGUCAUACAUGCCCUUCUGCCUCUUUGGAGCAGUACCAGGCAGAAGACACUCAAGAUCAAAGCCAGCCAGAGACUGAAGCACUCAUUUAACGUCACAGGUGGGGAAAGACUUGAGAUAUUCUCCCCAGCUGUGGUACUGGCUUUCAGCACAGAGGACCUACCAAGGGCUGCUUCGUCCUGGAAUGAGAAGCUAGUAACUUGCACAGAACAGCAGCAAGAAGGGGCACAAGGUGGUAGUCACAAAACAUGUGACUAUGGGCUCAACCCAGCAGCUGCCUCCCUUCUUGCCACUUCUCAAGCAGAAAUCUCUCAGUUCCCUUCCUGGGCCUGGUGCUCAGGAGAGAGGGGACAUGAGAAGCCCUGUGCAACAGCAGCAACUGCUGCUCUACCAUGGAGAACAGGGGCCUGUAAUAACUAUGGGGAUUAGUCAGUAUUCACUGCAUUAGUUGUGAGUGGAUAAGGAAUUCCCUGCCCAGCAAACUGAGCCUGAUUAAUUAAAGACAAUGAAAAGAAAACUUAAGAAAAGUCAGUGGAAGUGCAACAUGCACUAGCCCACGGCUUUUCUCGCUUUGGGCCAGUUCUCACACCAUGGCAUGUUCCAUGGUUGAGCGGUGUGGCUAGAACACGGUCACAUCUGGCUUGUUUCACUCAAGCUGUGUUUCUUGCAAUUUGGGCUGGAAGGCGUUUCUUUCACCAAGGGUAGAAUUUGUCUGCCACAAGCUGGCUGUUUUGGAUGACUGGUUGGCUGCCGCAGCGAGGGAUGGAUUACGUUUUUGAUAGGGUCAUAAACGGUGUCAGUCCCCAAAAGUCUCACUCCUCUUCACUGUUGCUAGAGCAGACACACUGCUUUGGGGAUUUUAAGUGAUUCUGCUCCCCUUUUUAGUAAAAGUGAGUUUAGCC